AUGUUCUCGUUACCUUCAACUUCUUCCUCCAUUUCUAGAAAAAAAUAUGAUGUUUUCUUGAGUUUCAGAGGUGAAGAUACCCGCAACAACUUUACCGAUCAUCUCUAUGAUGCUCUAAGUAGGAGUGGGAUCGUCACUUUCAGAGAUGAUCCAAAGCUGGAGGCCGGUGAAGAGAUCGCACCUGAACUCUUUAAAGCAAUUCAGCAAUCAUGGUGCUCGGUAAUCGUUUUUUCACAAACUUAUGCCUUUUCAAGUUGGUGCUUGGAGGAGCUUGCUGAGAUUGUUAAACAACAUAACAACGACGGCCAUAAAGUGUUUCCAAUUUUUUACCAUGUUGAUCCUUCUGAUUUAAGAAAACAAAAGGAGAAAGUGGAAGAAGCCUUUGCCAGACAUAAAAAGAGAUACAAAGAAGAUAGUGAGAAGAUCCAAAGAUGGCGAAAUGCUUUAAUUCAAGUGGCUGCAAUCAAGGGAUGGCAUUUAAAUAACAGGUAA
Messenger RNA from Gossypium arboreum, 492 nucleotides. RefSeq names its product disease resistance protein RPV1-like. NCBI's taxonomy places the organism in Eukaryota, Viridiplantae, Streptophyta, Magnoliopsida, Malvales, Malvaceae. The record is from RefSeq and is a predicted model, not a curated record. Gene Ontology annotation, biological process: signal transduction. The transcript has a single exon. The coding region runs from base 1 to 492 and encodes 163 amino acids.